Cylicocyclus nassatus is the source of this 222-nucleotide messenger RNA. Lineage: Eukaryota; Metazoa; Nematoda; Chromadorea; Rhabditida; Strongylidae. The record is from the annotation of a GenBank genome assembly.
AUGCGAAGAAGUCUGCGUUCAUUGAAGAAGGUACUCAGCGUAAAGGAUAAUACCUCAACUCCACCUGUGUUCGCUGUAGCUGGUGAUAACGACCCCAAAAAUUAUGCCUGCCGCGCGCUCCAAAAAGAGCUUAAUAGGAAGUCGACCUCACUAAAUGUUGGAAAUAACGUGGAUAACACCAGUAUCAUCAGCGAGUUGUCCAAGCCGAUCUCAAUGAUGUAA